Strongylus vulgaris is the source of this 507-nucleotide messenger RNA. The record is from the annotation of a GenBank genome assembly. Lineage: Eukaryota; Metazoa; Nematoda; Chromadorea; Rhabditida; Strongylidae.
AUGAUGCAGCAAUUAUUAUUCCUACUACUGUUAGCUGCCGUCAAAGCCGGUAAAAUUCUUGUCUAUAGCCCAUCUAUUAGCCACAGCCAUUUGAUUUCUAAUGGAAGAAUUGCCGAUACUCUUGUUAAAGCUGGGCAUGAUGUGGUAAUGUUCAUACCAGAAUAUGUGAAAGCGACAUCGAAUUUUGAUGGAGCAAAGCUUGCCAAAAUUGUGAGGAUGAAUGACAUUAGCCCUAAAUAUGAAGAGGAUAUGGAUUUUUGGGGAGAUCGGUUGAUGACGCAACCAAAUCUAGGCUUCGCGGAGAGAAUUUUCUGCGAAUAUUCUAAUCAACAUAUGUGUGAAAAGCUAAUGGCUCGCCGGGAAGAGCUGGAAUUUUUGAAAAAUUAUGGAUUUGAUGCUGCCUUUGCGGAGCAGAUCGAUUUCUGCGGAAUCGGAGUUAUCAGGCAGGGUAUCUUGGAAUUCAGAAUCUCUUAUGGAUCUCGACUACACCGCUUAUGGAUGCUGUGA